CGUUCAAUCGUAAUUUUUAGUCAUCCCGCGAACGCGAUUUUUUUCUAAUAAAAUUGAGUUGGUUUCGUCUAAAAAAGAUAAAAUCUUUCUUUUCGUACUCAGUGUUAUGAUAUUAAAUGAAAUUUGAACCAUGCAACAACCAACUGAAAACUGUAUGCAGGAAAAAAAUUUUCUGUUUGAAAGAUCAGAUUUGAAUCGACAAACUUCCAGAAUGUUAUUUGGAAAAUGGAAAUUCGGGCAAGUGAAAUAUUCUAAUUCGUCAACAAAUUUGUUUUCACAGACCAAUUUGUUUCACAAACAAUCAUUCGAAAAUACAUCCGACUCGUUUGUUACACCACCAAUGGAUAAAAUAUGUAUAACAACGCCAAAGGCACCAGUCAAGUAUAAAAAGCAAAUUAAGAAGGGAGGUUUAAGGCCAAAAAAGUUACAUUACACCGACGAUGAAUUGGAUGCCAUAGAUAGCGGCGUUUAUAUUCAAUUUAACCAAUCAAAUAAUAUGUUUCACAAACAACGUAUAGCAAAAUGCAAUAGAUUCGAUUCUUCGCAGAGUCAAAUACAUAGAUUACGCGUGAAAUUAGACAAGAUUAAGGUACAAACGAAUGAUAAAGAAAACGAUAAAAAUAUUAUAGGAAACAACAAAAACAAUGUAGUACAAGAAUCUUCUGUAGUAUUCAAUCCAAAUGCAGAAACAUUAUCACAAUGUGACAAUAAUCUUAAUUGGAAAGAAAAAUUAUAUUGGCUACAGCCUAGAAGGGAUGUCGGUGUAUGGAUUGAAUGCUGUAGAAAAAAAUGUAAAAAAUGGAGAUACGUUGAAGAUUAUCAUGAUCCAGUUGAUGUGCCCAAAAUAUGGUAUUGUGAAAUGAAUUCUGACAAAUCAAUGGCAUCUUGUGAUAUAUCAGAACAUCCUACAUCAUGUAGCAUCAAGACUGAUUUAAUUGAAAAUGCUUAUAACGCAGGUAGCAUUGUUUGGGCAUACGUCAAAGGCUACCCAUGGUGGCCUGGUAUUAUUAACGACUGUCCUGAUACUUGCACAUAUUACAAAUUACCUAAAAAUUCCUCUAAACCUAGCAAAUACUAUGUCACAUUCUUUAACAAAGAAAAACUUGAAGCCAAUUGGAUUCUGAAACGAAAUCUUAAACCACUUGCAACAAAUAAAUAUAGUACACUUAUUAAAAAGACCAAGUUUAAUGGAAUUGAUUAUCAACAGCUCUUACAAAAAGCACACAAAACAGCUACAGAUGCUCUUGCAUUAUCAAUUUUAGAAAGGUUAAGAAGAUUCAGCUUUUUGGCACUAUAUGAAAAAUUUUAUGAUAUUAAUAACAAUUCAACACAAUUAAUUAGCAACACUACAAGAACCGAUAUUUUAUCAGAAAUGGAAACAAAUUCAGAUGAUGAAAUAUCCUGUUCACAUCCCAUAAACAACCAUUACACUUUGAAAGAAUAUUAUUUAGAAGUAAUAUGUAAAAAUCGAAACGCAUUAAGUAAUGUUGUGAAGUAA
Molecule: messenger RNA, 1498 nt
Organism: Bombus terrestris (buff-tailed bumblebee)
Lineage: Eukaryota; Metazoa; Arthropoda; Insecta; Hymenoptera; Apidae
Exons: 6
Coding region: 131-1498 (455 amino acids)
Cellular component (GO): nucleus
Molecular function (GO): zinc ion binding
Source: RefSeq, a predicted model, not a curated record